Molecule: messenger RNA, 6478 nt
Organism: Spodoptera exigua (beet armyworm)
Lineage: Eukaryota; Metazoa; Arthropoda; Insecta; Lepidoptera; Noctuidae
Source: the annotation of a GenBank genome assembly
UCGGUCGCGGGGCGCCGCGCAGCCCACACGCGAUAUGCGCGCCCUCUAGCGUAUUAUGUUCCUCCCCGACCUCCCGCGAGCCUGCAUGGUGGACGACGUAGCGACUUAUUUGCAAGCGCCCUCCUCGGGACAGGACGAGUUCCAUCCGUUCAUAGAGGCCCUGAUGCCAUUUGUAAAGUCCUUUUCGUAUACUUGGUUCAAUUUACAAGCGGCCAAACGGAAAUAUUAUAAGAAACACGAAAAACGGAUGAGUCUCGAGGAGGAACGCCACACUAAAUAUGAACUCCAGAAUGAAAAAGCAGAGGUGAAACAAAAAUGGGCGUCGCGGUUGCUAGGGAAACUCCGCAAGGACAUCACGCAGGACUGCCGCGAGGACUUCGUGCUGAGCAUCACGGGGAAGAGGCCAGCGGUCUGCGUGCUCUCCAACCCGGACCAGAAGGGGAAGAUGAGGAGGAUAGACUGCUUGCGGCAGGCUGAUAAAGUAUGGCGCUUAGAUCUGGUUAUGGUGAUACUAUUCAAAGCUAUUCCUCUGGAGAGCACGGAUGGUGAGCGCCUAGAAAAGCACCCAGAAUGCACGCAGCCAGGCCUCUGCGUGAAUCCAUACCACAUCAACGUUUCUGUCAGGGAACUGGACCUGUAUCUGGCGAACUUUAUAAACAGCUAUGGUAAUGGGAGCGACGGUCUACCAGAUAUUCUUAGCGGGUCACUCUCCCCUCAGACUCCUAGGGACAAAGAGAAUGAACACGAGGCUAAGAGCAAAGGCUAUAGUCACAAUCCAUACAACGGUGUAAUAUGCAACGAUAUUAUUUUAGCGACCGGUGUCUUCUCGUCCAAGGAGUUGUGGAAGCUGUCUAAAGCAUCGAUUCUCCAAGAGACCGGGUCUGAGUCACCGAGCGGGUCCGGAGGCGGCAUUAAGUUGGAGUCAGGGUAUUAUUGUGGAUACAACAGUCCAGCACCACCCGCCUUUGAGCCCCCCGCUGAGAGAGCCACCCCGUCCGCUAUGCUUGUAGGACAGUGCUAUAGUAUCCCCCACAGCUCAGCAGGUCUGUCUGCUCAAUCCCCAUUGGUACCAUCGAACACAAUAUUCUACCAGCACGCAGCGCCGCCCACCGACACACAUCCCACAACAUCUGAAGCGCUUUCCAGUCAGCAUGCAAGUGGCAAGUAUGACGGUGCGCCACAGGACUCCCUUGGAGACUUUGUAACCUUCGUCUGUCCUGAUGCCACCGUCACAGACGUGCAGCAAUUGCAGGUGCACAGUCUUUCGAGGAGUCCAAAGCCACCGUACUUCAGCAGCUCUAUGCUUCCCCCUCCUCCGCUUCCACCGAUGGCCAGGCCUGUUGCCAUCAUCAGAUCUACAGCUAGUGAAAUGGUAGGUGGUAGUGUGGUAGGUGGUGGGGGCACAUCGCCGUCGUCCCCCGAGGUGCGGUCACCACCAGCAUCCCCACGCCGCCGCUCGCCACACCCCUACCGCACUGACUGCCAUCCACCAAUAUCACACUUCAACCAUUUCCACUCACAACCACAACAGGUCUUCAGCUAUGCCAGUUCGCUGGGUGGCGUCGGUAUAGGAGGCGGGGUCUCAGGAGUGGGGGCUGGUGGUGGCGCGGUGAUGGCAGGAGCUGGUGGGGUUUCACCCCCUGGUGGACUGGGUCUUUACGCACCACGGGCCUCUGCAAGAGCCGCGCCUAGGUGGGUUUUAGAGGACUUGGGACCGAUAAACAGAUGGAACGCACCAUUCCCAACGCUGGAGGAGGAGUUUAACAUAAUGACGGCGCCACCAGGACCUGACCACGUGGUCUUGUUGGAUGAUGAACGCUUCUUCCAGUCAAGUGUGAUUACAUCGGAAGCGACUGCGAUGGACACGACUGGCUCAACCGUCGGUUCGGUCGUCGAUGCGUCGGACGACAUCGCGCCCGACAAACCGGCGCCUGACUUGCGUUCACCGUGAUCCCACGCUUCCGCUACGUCGGUCGGUGUCGCAAGUGUCGGGCACGAUGGAUCUGUCGUAUCGGUCGGCAAUGUCGGCCCAGUAAUUCCUGCUGAGUCUGACGCGGCCGUGUCGAGUGACGGAUCCGUCGCAUCGGUCGCGCCGACGGCGACCGUUCUCCGCUGGACACCCGCGCCACUCCCGCACUGGCGACCCGUCUCGCAUCGGACUGUUUAAUUUCUAAACGUUAUCUCUGAAUGUCGGGGGAUUAGUGUAAAUAUAAAAAUGGAAUUAAAACGGAAGAGGUUGUAGUUGAAAUUUAGAUUUUACAAUUUUUAUUCUGUGUCGAUCGGCUGCGAUUCUCUAUUCGUCCACGCGAUGUGACUUUGUCGCGGCGUUCACACAUCGAAGAGCAUUGAAAUACGAAUUCUGACAGACGCGGUUGAUCGACAUGGUUUUCAUUUAUUACUUGUUAAGGCGAUAACAAAAUACAAUACUCCAACGAUAAUUAUGUAAAAAAUAUUAAAGCUACGAAAUAAAAACAACAUAUUAUAUUCUAAUAUUUUUAUAGAAUAUAAAAACAAGUAUGAUAUGAUCAAGCCUUCCAGUAAUUUAGUGAAAUAAAAUGUUUAUAAAAAGUGCAGCUUAUAAAAUAUUGUUUUGCUGAGCUGUGAGACAGGAUAAGCGAAUAAAAUGCUUCCAAAGGCGUCAAAACCGUUUAAAUUGACGAAAGUGUGAUACUAUAAGUUGUUUUUUUGUUUCGUUGUUGUGUGUUUUGUAAUGGAAAUAAAAAUUAAAUAGGGUGUAAGUCGUCGGUUAGUUUAAAACAUUUUUUAUUUUAUUUAUUGAACGAAUAUUUAAUAAAGACGAGCCUUGCUUAAGAGAUUAGUUUAGUUGUAAUUAGUAGCGAACAGAGUAGUUGAUUUAUUGUACUUUCGAUAUGGAAAUAAAUUGAUGCAAAAUUUGUAUAAAAUUAAACGAAAAAAUAGCAAAAAAGAUUUUCUAUGUAAUUUUCGCACAAAAUUAAAUAUACUAUUGAUCUCAGUGACAGAAUUUUACCGCGGCUAGUAAAUUUUUCUUUUUUUUUGUAUAUUUUUUUAUUUUUUUUUAAAAUGUUCUGACAUCGAAAGCGACAAUAAAUCAUUAGUAGAUCGACAUAAGUCGAAGGACAUUUUAUAGGUGCCUUUCAUAAAGAAAAAAUAAAUUAACUUAAAUAAUAGGGAUUUGUAAAUUGUAGAGUUCUUUUUGAUAAAUCCAUCCGCUCAUAUUUGUAACAAAAGAUUCAUUGAGUAUUUAAAUUAAAUUGUGUGUGUUUUGUAACCAAAUUUUGGGAAGCGAGACCGGGGGUCAAGUAUACCUAGUAUGUUUUUUUUUUCAAUUUUCUUUAACAAUUUUAAUAUUGAUAAUGUUGAAAUGUCAAUUCGAAACACAGUCGUUACAUUUUUUUCUUUUUAAAUUUCGGAAUGCAUUACUGUUAAUACUCAAAUUUAUAUGUUUGACUUUGGUUACAUAAUGCACAUGCAAAUACUUAUAAUCCUAUAUACCUACUUAAAUCCUAGAAAUUAUUUAGUUUUGUCACUCAUGGAUUUUUUUUUCGCAACAACAGUGGCCAUACGAGGAAAGCUAGUCAUUAGAGUUACAAUGUAAAUUUAAUGUUACUUAAAAUAAUAAAAAAAUAUUUACAAUUAUAAUAAACCCCUUACGUUUAUUAGUAAGGGGUGUGAAACUAAAAAAUGUGGCCAAAUUACACUUAAUGAAUAAAAUCCAAAUAUAUAUACACAAUUUUUAAUAGAUGUAGCAUUAAAUAAGCGUGGUAAAAUUAAGUUCGUAGCGAAGAACAAUUGACUAAGAUUCGAGAAAAAAAAAACAAAAAAAAAUUUUUGACGCAAAAAAUCCACGUCAUUAUGUCACAAAAUAUUAUUAUUUGUCCGUCAGGCUUUGACACACAAGUCACGUAAUUACAUCGACAAGUUUCCUUUGAUACGACACAAAUAAGAACACUGUUAUUUUUUAUUUGUAUAACAAAUAGUGUAGAGAGAAACUGUAGCAAUAAAAUACAAAAAGCAAUAAAUAAAAAAUAAUUAUAAACAAAUGAAUAAUGGCUUUAGUGAGGCUAGAUAUUGGUACUGAAACGUAGUGUGAAACAUAUAAACGAUUCGCAAAUAUAUUUUCUAUAGACAGAUUGACGAGAGGAUGGGUACUAUGUUAAAUGAUAAAUAUACUGCAGUUUGGUACAAUUAAAUAGCUAUUUGACAAAAAUAUAUUAGACUUACAGCUAUAGACGAACUAGGCAGAAGGCGGGAUUAGUCAAUUGCUAGCUAUAGAAAACAUUAUUAGAAUAUUAAUAAAAAAAAAACAUUAGGAAGUAAUAUUAACGUCAUUAAGGCUUGUUGAUAACAGAAAAAAAACAGUUUCGUCAUUGUGAAAAUCUGGAAGAGGUGACCUUGUAACGUGGUAAGGCAAUAUUAAUAAUGGUGACGAAUUUAAAGCUCAUUGGUGCCGAAAAUUCUAGACUGUGAUUCAAUUGUUCAUUCAGAACGUGUCUUAUAUUGAAAUAGUUGUUUUUGUAUGAUUGGCAAUGCACAGUGGGUGCUGUAUAAUACAAAAUAAAUGUAUUGUAAAAUGGCAGAUAGGAACAUGUUGUAUGAAAUGCAUUUGUUAUAAUUGUAAAGAUGGUAACAGCGGGUGUAAGCUGAGAAAUGUAAUUUUUUUGACAGCAUACGUAGAAACGGUAGAUUUAUUUGAUAGCUUUGCAGUAAUUUAUAUGGGUGUGACUAAUACAGGAUUUUUGUAUGGGAAAAUAAUGUAAUGGUCGCAACAUAUACUUUUUUUGUUUCAUUAUUAGCACCAUAAAUACGAUAUGGAGUAAUAAUUGAAAGCCUAAACAUUAUGUGCCUUAGAUACAACAAUAUUGUAUAAUAUUUAUGAUGCGUUCUAUACAACGUGCUAACUAGAAAUAAAUGAUAAAUAUUAUUUUGAAUGCCUGGACUUUGGACGAUUAUCUUCAUUAUUAGACUUCAUUUAUGCAAAGGCUUGUAUGUACUCCCAAAGAUUAUGUAACCUUCAAACGCGAUUUAUUGUAAGUUUAGGCCCAAUGUUCGGAAAAUUUGUAAGUAACCCUUCAUAUGUUAGUUUUUCUCCUAAAAACUAUUUCCCCUUAAGUUGUCUACUUAUAAAAUUGUUUUUAUAUUGUAUCUAUAUGAAAAAUCGUAAGUAACUGGGCACCCAGCAGUCUGGAAAUUGAUUUCGAAUCCAGAGAUAUAAAUUAUAACCCUCAUGUAAUAUUAUUGUACGAUUAAGUAACGCUUCUACGCGUAGUUUCGCUGAAAUAUAAAGAAUAAUUCUAUGAUAUUGUAUAAUUUUAGUACUUACCUACAUUGUACCCAUUUAUGUACCUAUAUACUUUACUGGCAUGUAUAUUCUUAAUCUACGCGACUUGGAAUAGCCACGCUUUUUUUUCGAAGUACCUAGACACCACUUUGAUUCUCGCAUGGCUUUUUGAUAAUAAAAAAAAUACAAUCCGACUUAUUCUAUAAACUUGUAUGAUAAUUUCUUUUAAGUUAUAACUUCUUAUUAUUAAAAAAAGGAACGAAAAUCCGUCUUAUAAGUUUCGUGGAUUUCAAAAUGUUGAUUACAUAAUACGUAAAUAUAGAAAAGUACCUAAUUAUAAGGAUAAUUAACCAAUAGAGAAAUACUCCUAGUUACGAAUUUCUUAGUUCAUCUGACGUGCAAUUAUGAUUAACUGUUUUUUUAGCGAAUUUGUUAAUUUUUAUUAGUAUCUAAUAUUACGAUUGUAUCCAUUGUCAUUGUAUGUAAAUAUGUUCCGGAGUGUAUUUAUAUUUUUUUUAUUUGUAUAAUUAACAUUAGAUUGCGUUUAUAUGUUAUGUUUGUCAUCGUUCAUGUCCGCUUUCAUAUUCAUUUAGAUUUUUACAAUUUUUCUUUAUUUUUUAAAAUAGUAACGUGUGAGUCGAAUGGCUUAUCCCAACGGGAGUCAAGUUCAAACCGACAGUUGCUGCCCGAAGUUGGAAUAGGUCAUUAGGUUCCAGCAAUAAACUAAAGAUAGACUUGUAAAAAUGUUAUAACAUGUAUUUUUAACCUAUACAUAGUAAGAUAUUUAUAGAAUUUUAGUCGUUUAAUUAUUUCGAACGACUUGUUAUAAAGAAAAUUGGUGCUUAAAGCUUAAAACAAAAUAUGACGGCACUUUGUCGUGUGUGUAUUGUCAUGGAAGGAGUCAGAGCAUUAUGACAUAGCAUGCGUUGUUAUGCUUUCGUGCGAUACAGAAUCGUUUAUUUCGAAAUUUGAAAAAAGAACCGUUUAAUAACUUAUGCCGCCGCUUCAAGGUUAGUGCGUGCGGUUUUCACUUACGAAUGUUUUUUUUAAUAUUAUAUUUUUUCUUAUUUAAAGGUUUUGUUGUUUAUGUGUAAUUAUAGAAAAAUAAACGAUUUUAUAUCAUAAUGCAAGCAGUUAUAAUAAUGUAGGUAAACUUUGCUCAAUAUCGAUGAAAACUGAAAGUGUUACAGUUGAUGCAAUACAAACAAACAAACAUAA